UCACUGUUUGGGACAAGCUGAACGGUGCUUGUGUACAUCUUGAACUGCUCGACCCGCUGCUCGCCGUGGAUCCUUUCGGAUAAUACCUCCCUCCGCUAUCCCUUAAACAACUACAUCGUGAAACUCUGUCCUCGAGGCAACUUCGUUCAAUUCCGGGUUUUCCGACUCUCCUUUCUCGAAUUUUUACCCCUCUGCGUGUGACUUGUCAGAAUCAUUAUGAGCGCUAGAACACGGAAGCAGAAGGCUGCCUUGGCCGCACAGUCCGACGAGAACGAGACACCCGUCAGCAAUGGCGCGGCACAGAAAUCGCCGAAGAGAAGCAAGUCGGCUUCCGCUGAAAAGGAAGUCAAGGAGAAUGUAUACCUGUUUGCUCCGAACUUGAUCGGAUAUUUGCGGGUUGUUUUGACCAUCGCCUCCCUUUACUAUAUGCCCUUCCACCCUCGAACCUGCUCUCUCCUAUACAGUGUAUCGUGUUUGCUGGAUGCCUUGGACGGAUAUGCGGCGCGAUACUUCAAUCAAUCCACCACCUUCGGUGCCGUGCUCGAUAUGGUGACGGACCGCUGCACCACCGCGUGCCUCUUGGUUUUCCUGAGCUCCGCCUGGCCCCGGUGGGCCAUUAUCUUCCAGAGCUUGAUUGCGCUGGAUAUGGCGAGUCAUUAUAUGCAUAUGUACGCCACCCUCAGCAUGGGUGGUUCGAGCCAGAGCCACAAGAAGGUUGAGGCCAGCCGCAGCUGGAUCUUGUACUGGUACUACAACAGCAAGACGGUUCUGUUCAUCUGCUGCGCCCUGAACGAAGUUUUCUUCAUCGGCCUCUAUCUCCUCUCCUUCUCCUCUCCUACACUUUCGCCUUCCCUUCUUAAGCCACUCGCCGAAAGCGUUGCCCAGACAGCUCCCACCAAUCUGUACGACAGCCCGUGGAGUGCGGGAGCGCUGGAAUUGGCUCGGGCCAACAAGAUUGACAGCUUCUGGCCCUGGCUCAUCACCGGAAUCUCGGCGCCUAUCAUGGCGCUCAAGCAGAUCAUCAACGUGGUGCAGCUUGUGAAAGCCAGCAACUGGCUGGUCGAGGGUGACAUGGCCAGUCGCAAGGCACUCCGUGGAAAGAAACACUAAAUUUCCUCCUCGCCCAUAACCACGAGCCAAUUGGCUGACUGUGGAUAAGUUUCUUUGGUCUUUGGCCCCCUCUUUCUUCUUAUUGUCAAUAUUUUCAGCCGCAGCACGUAAUAUUGGGGAUCCUGCUGUUGGCCUGAACCUUUCU
This is a messenger RNA of Aspergillus steynii IBT 23096, 1255 nucleotides long. Its product is annotated as CDP-diacylglycerol--inositol 3-phosphatidyltransferase. Bases 217 to 1110 code for a protein of 297 amino acids. The record is from RefSeq and is a predicted model, not a curated record. Gene Ontology annotation, cellular component: membrane; Golgi apparatus. NCBI's taxonomy places the organism in Eukaryota, Fungi, Ascomycota, Eurotiomycetes, Eurotiales, Aspergillaceae. Gene Ontology annotation, molecular function: CDP-diacylglycerol-inositol 3-phosphatidyltransferase activity. Gene Ontology annotation, biological process: phosphatidylinositol biosynthetic process. The transcript is spliced from 3 exons.